Marmota flaviventris (yellow-bellied marmot) is the source of this 3474-nucleotide messenger RNA. RefSeq names its product retrotransposon Gag like 10 (gene Rtl10). The record is from RefSeq and is a predicted model, not a curated record. NCBI's taxonomy places the organism in Eukaryota, Metazoa, Chordata, Mammalia, Rodentia, Sciuridae.
CCGCGCGCACGCUGGGGGCGUGGCUACGCGACGCGGUUUUCUUUUGGGUCGCUUGCUUCUAGAAGGGGCGUCCAGGACUUCGUCUGAAGGGGGCCGCGUGGAUAUUCGCUUUCAGAAAAAAGCCAGUCCCUACGGUCUCCAGUUUCGGAUCUCUGGACCCUCUCUGCGGGCACCUAGCGUAUUUGCAGAUUGCCUUGGAUGAUGGCCUGCGUCUGACAGUCCCCUCGGCUCACCUUGCUCUCCUAAGGUCGCAGUUGACAGCUCCCCUGGUCCUCAGCAUUUGCCUGGAACUGCUGGGUCUGCCACAUCCUGUCCAGCUGAUCCCUAUCCUGUUGUGCUGCCUGGGUCCACAACCUCCCUGCGUUGGCUCUUCCUCCUUUCUUCCCUCUGCUUCCAGUAUGCCUCGGGGUCGUCGCCGUCGUCAGGGCCCUCGCAUUCCCAUCCGGGCAGCUGCCAAUUACGCCAAUGCACACCCUUGGCAGCAGAUGGACCAGGCCUCUCCUGGGGUGGCAUAUACUCCCCUUGUGGAUCCCUGGAUUGAGCGGCCCUGCUGUGGGGACCCUGUGUGUGUACGCACAACCAUGGAACAGAAGAGCACAGCUAGUGAUUCUGUUGGUGGUAAGCCCACAGAAAGGGGCCUUCCGGCUGUGCGAAUGCUCGGCCCCCGGCCCCUCAGGAUGGACUUCCACUGGGUGCCUGGCUCAGAUCCAGGUACCUUUGACGGCUCUCCGUGGCUGCUGGAUCGCUUUUUGGCCCAGCUAGGUGAUUACAUGUCUUUCCGCUUUGAACAUUACCAAGACAACCUAAGCCGUGUCUGUGAGAUUCUUGGACGCCUGACUGGACGAGCCCGGGCCUGGGCAGCCCCUUACCUUGAUGGGGACCUUCCCUUGCCUGAUGAUUAUGAGCUGUUCUGCCAGGAUCUUGAGGAAGUUAUUCAAGACCCAAACAAUUUUGCUGAGUACCAUGCCGCAGUGCCCUGCCCCUUGCCUCCAGCCUCGAGCCAGCCACCAGUGGCCCCGCAGCUGCCUGUGGUGAGAGAGUAUUUAGCUAGGUUCUCAGAGGCCCUGGCACUCAACAUGGGUGCUCCCCCGAGGCCUGUCUCAGCUGCUGUGGCCACCCCUGCUGUGUCUAGGUCCUGUUCUACAUCCAGAAAUGUUCUGGCCAAGGAGAGCACGCCUGGGCCACAGGUGGUUCCUGUUCUGUCCAGUUCUGCUUGUAGCCAUGAUCCUGGUCCUGUUGGGCUAGUUCCCUUCCAGCCAGAGGAGGCAGGGACCAAACCUGUCCCUAGACUUUCAAAAUCUCCUAACCUCUCUGCCCAGAUGACAGACCUACCUUACUCAGAGGGUUCAAAAACCCAGAAAACAGAGGAGGAAGUUUCUGAGACUGGGGGAGUCCAGGAUGUAUCCUUAGGUGCCUCACAGCAGGUAGUUGAGACCCCAGAAGAGCCUCCAUUUUCUCCUGAUUGCCAGCACACAUCCAUGGGCUCUGAACAUGGCCCAGGUAGAAGCAAUAGUGCACUUUGUGAUCAAGUGGCUGGUGUUGCUAAGGAACCCCAUAGCCCCCAGUCAGGACAGAGUGGUGUCCCCAGAUGACUCCAGACAACUUCAUAGCUGGGCUAAUAGAUGCAUCCAUUUUGGACUUCUUUGUUCCUUGUUGGAGCACAAGCAAUACCCCCUGUCCCAAGCAGAACAAGGGCCUUUGCCCUGUGCACUUGUUCUCUGCUCCUGCUGGGUUUCCAGCUGUGUUCUCACCCUUUGCAUGGGAGUACUAUCUUACUGGGCCUGUUCCUGCUAGUUGGAUAGUUCUGAGAAUCAGCCCCAUCAGAUAUUUACACCUGUUAACUCUCACAAAACACUACCCUUGGCAUUUUUCAACAGUGAUUGGAACUGGAUUUGUUUGGCCCUGCCUGUCCUAGUUGGACAUGGUCCCUACAUAGUGUCUGUGCUUCUGUCUCCUGCCCCCCAAAUUCAGGUUCUCUGUGACCUGUGACCUCCAGGUUGGAAUGUAAGAAAGGCUGUGUGGAGGAGAUGGCCACUUUUUAAAAAUAUUUUUCUAAAUUGUGCAUAAGUACAUGGAAUAUAGUAUGAUAAUUUGGUACACAUGUAUAAAUGUGUAAUGAUCAGGAUGAUUGGCAUUUCCAUCUGCUUAAAUGUUUAUCAUUUCUUUGUGUUGUGAACCUUUGAACUCCUCUCUUCUAGUUCUUUAUAUGAUAUAUUGUUAUAAACUGUAGUCACCCUGCUGUGUCAUAGAAACUAGAACAAUUUUGUAUUUUGGUACUUGUUAUCUAACCUUCAUCUGUCUUUCCUGCCUCCAUCCUUGAUAUCUUCUAGUGAAGGCUGUUCUACUCUGUAAUUCUGUGAAAUCAACUUUUAAACUUCCACAUAUGACAACGUAGGGUAUUUGUCUCUCUGUACCUGGUUUAUUUCACUGAAUGUUUUCUACUUCUAUCUGUGUUGCCAUAUUUCAUUCUUUUUAUGGCUGAAUAAUAUUCCAUUAUGUAAAUGUACCACAUUUGCUUUAUUCAUUCAUCUAUCAGUAGACACUCCAUUGAUUCCAUACAUUGGCCUUUGUGAAUAGUGGGGAAGCAGCAAUCAAUGCAUCUGAAUGAGUAAGAUGGCAUCUUGGCUUCCUUGUGGGUUUACCAGAAGCCCAAGCCAGCUGGAGUUUUAGAUGCAGGAAGGUGGGGCCCAAGCCCCAUUGCCAGGCAUUAUCCUUUCUAUAUGGUAAUAUAAUGACCACACCAGUUUUCUUAAGAAAUUGGUACAGAUUUUAAUGUUUCUGUGCUGCUCCUUUCCCUCUUUUUUUUUUUUUUUUUGUACUUGGUUUCUUGCUGUAUUGCCCAAGCUGUCUUCAAACUCUUGGACUUAAGCAAUCUGUCUCAACCUCCCAAGUGGCUACUAUAGGCAUGUGCCACUAUGCCUGGCUGCCCCCACUUUUUCUUUUAUUUUUUAAAAUUAGUGCAUUAUAAUUAUAGGUAAUAGUGGGAUUUUUUUGAUACAUUCAUACAUUUAUACAAUAUAACUAUAAUUUAGUCAGUUUUGUUCCCCAGCACCUCCCCUUUCCCAUCUUCCCUCCCCUGGUCUUUCUCUGCUGUCCUGUUUUCAUGAGAUUUUUUUCCCUCCUUACCACUACGACCUUUACUUUUUUCUAAUUUCUACAUUGGAGAAAAUAUACAACCCUUGAUUUUCUUGAGUUCAGCAUAUUUCACUUAACAUAAUAUUCUCAAGUUCUAUCAAUUUUCCUGCAAAUAAUAAUUUCACUCUUUAUUGCUCCUUCCCCUUUUUCUAAAGUAGUCCGUGCUCUCCCCCCAUGUACUCUUGCAUAUUGCUGAUUCAGCAUUUAAAACCCCAGUGAUGUAAAUAACUUGUAUCCCCCAGCAGACUGUGAGCCUCUAGGGCAGGGACGUUAGUCUUAGCUUUGUGUCCCUGGUACAAAAUUGGUGCUCAUUAAACGUGUGUUGGAUCCAUUGCUAAA